Saccharomycodes ludwigii is the source of this 771-nucleotide messenger RNA. It is a transcript of the gene HAC1, whose product is annotated as transcription factor HAC1. The record is from RefSeq and is a predicted model, not a curated record. Gene Ontology annotation, molecular function: DNA-binding transcription factor activity, RNA polymerase II-specific. The coding region runs from base 1 to 771 and encodes 256 amino acids. The transcript has a single exon. NCBI's taxonomy places the organism in Eukaryota, Fungi, Ascomycota, Saccharomycetes, Saccharomycodales, Saccharomycodaceae. Gene Ontology annotation, biological process: positive regulation of transcription by RNA polymerase II.
AUGUCUACUAUUAUCACCAGUGAAAAUACAACCACUAAAACUUUUACACCCAACACUAAUGUUGCCGCUGUAAUCCCAGCCGACUUUAAAUCUACUUUGCCACCAAGGAAAAGGGCUAAAACUAAAGAAGAAAAGGAGCAAAGACGUAUUGAGAGAAUCUUAAGAAAUAGAAAGGCUGCUCAUAAGAGUAGAGAGCGUAAGAGACAACAGCUAACCUAUUUAAGUGAAAAGUGUAAUAUAUUGGAAAAGAUUUUAGCUACUGUUGAUUUGUCCUUAUUAAAUGAUGAGGCUUUAGGUUUAUACCAAAAUUAUAUGGAAAAUUUAUUACCCAAGGAAAAAGAUUUAUUUUUAGGUGGUGGUUGUUAUACAGCUACCACAUCUGGUUAUGGAAUACAUAGCACCAUUAGUACACCUAUUAGUAAUAUCUCUGAGUCGUUUGAUGAUGCUAACACUGUUAAAAGUGAAAAUCAGAAGGAAGCGAUUAUUGGGAAUGAGGAAGAUGUAUACAACCUUACCCCAGAGAGUGAAUUACUGCAGCCAGUUGACAGCAUUGGUGAUGUCUCCGGGAUUGAAUUUAAACCUAAUGUUGUCGAAUUUGCGACAUUGAUUAGUAAACAAUCUGGGCAGAAACAAGAAGGGAUUAAAGAAGAGGAAAUGGAUGAGGGAAGACAACUCGAAAUUUUGUUUUGUAAUAAUAAUUACAAUGUUAAUGAAGAUAAGCGCUAUCCAGCAGAAUUGAUAGCGCGUGUUUCUUAUAUAUUGUAUUAUUGA